AUGGGGAACGUGAAUAUGCGGGUAUAUUUAAUACCACCGAAUGAGGAGAGUAGUGAAGAUGAGGACGAGGGCUUCGGGCCAAGGCCUAUGCUGGCUAGCACUGAUGCUUUGGGGGGUGUCAAACCUCAUGGAGGAAUCGAUUAUGGCAAGGCGUUGCGACCGGGUGAGGGUGAGGCUAUGGCGAGUUAUGUAGCGGAGGGACAGCGUAUUCCACGAAGAGGUGAGGUUGGAAUGUCAACGGAUGAGAUAGAGAAAAUGGAGUCCGUGGGUUACGUUAUGUCCGGCAGUCGGCAUAGGCGAAUGAACGCUGUCCGUAUUCGGAAGGAGAAUCAGAUUUAUAGCGCUGAAGAAAAGCGAGCUCUGGCGCUGUAUAAAUUCGAGGAGAAGGCUAAUCGAGAGGCUCAGAUCACACAGGUGAGUAUUCCGACUUUGCUCAGCAGUACCUUCAUGGACAUGCUGAAGAAACAAAAAGAACAACUAGAGAAGGGAGGAGGACUUGUGGAGCCGACAGAGAGCAAGUUCACAAGUAAAGGGGAAGAGAGUAAGUUUAUGUAG
Messenger RNA from Perkinsus marinus ATCC 50983, 555 nucleotides. Its product is annotated as O1, putative. Gene Ontology annotation, biological process: regulation of gene expression. The record is from RefSeq and is a predicted model, not a curated record. Bases 1 to 555 code for a protein of 184 amino acids. Gene Ontology annotation, cellular component: nucleus. The transcript has 7 exons. Lineage: Eukaryota; Perkinsozoa; Perkinsida; Perkinsidae. Gene Ontology annotation, molecular function: chromatin binding.